ACCCAACUAUUCCGCCAGACCGGCGACCGAGCCCAUCCUCCCCCACCCAGGCACCCAGCCCACCGGCCACGCUGUCCCGAUGGCGACGGACCCCACGCCACCCACCGCGACGGCGGCGGCGUCGGCGCCGCGCUACUCGCUGCCGCCGGUCCGCCUCCCCGCGGAGGACAUCCUCUUCUGCGUCGACGUCGACCUCGAGGCGAGCGCCGAGAUGAAGUCCGCCGCCGCCUCCGCGCCGUCCCCCGGCUCCACCUCCACCGCGUCGCCGCAGCCGCAGCCGCCCGCGGGUGCCGGGGGCGCCCGGCCCGCGGUGAGGCGGAUGGACGCGGUCAGGCAGGCGCUGCUGCUCUUCGUCCACAGCAAGCUCACCAUGUGCCCCGACCACCGCUUCGCCUUCGCCUCCCUCGGCGAGACCGUCUCCAUGGUUAAGAAGGACUUCAGCAGUGAUGUUGGUUCUGCAAUGGAGGCAAUCCAUUCCUUGUCUGCUUCAGAAUCAAGAUAUGCAACAGCUGAUCUCACACAGCUCUUCAAGAUAGCUUGCCAGGAAGGGAAAAUGGCAGAAUCGCAAGGCCGGCUUCUCAGGGUGGUACUCAUCUACUGCCGUUCCUCUACUAAGCCUCACCAUCAGUGGCCUGUAAAACCAAAGAAUUUCACCCUGGACAUAAUCUAUCUCCAUGACAAGCCAACUGCUGAUAACUGUCCACAGAAAGUAUAUGAUGCCUUGGUUGAUGCUCUUGAGCAUGUCAGCCAGUAUGAGGGGUACAUUCUCGAGACUGGUCAAGGGCUUGCUCGCGUUCUCUUUCGUCAGAUGUGCAUUCUUCUGUCCCAUCCUUUGCAACGUUGCAUCCAAGAUGACCUUGAUAUUCCCAAACAAGUUGCAAAGAAAACUCCAGCAAUUGAAGCUGUGCAGAAUGAAGAUGGAGCGCCAGUCUCCAGCCAGCAGUAAGGUCUUCUAGUUGAAUGGUAUGCAAACAUGAAGUACCUGCAAGUUCUUUAGCAUUACCAUUGUACUAGAUCCGAAUGCCUGUUCUGUGUGAUAGAGAUGCCAUAUCAGAAUUUUGUGUACUAUGCUGUAACUGUAAAUGGCCAAGGAGAUUUCCUUUUGUCGAUGUGCUUUGCUAGGCUGGGCAUGCGGAAUGUAACUUCGCAUGAUACAAAUAGCUCAAAUCUUUGGCAGUUAAAUUUCCUCUGUUUGCAAAGUUCACUAAUUUUUCGUCUUAUGCAAGGGGAACCUUUUCUGUCAUGUAAGCAUCGGCCCGUAGUUAUCACUUAUCAUACACACAUCAUGAACUGCAGCUACAAUUUACCU
Messenger RNA from Setaria italica (foxtail millet), 1309 nucleotides. RefSeq lists its product as uncharacterized. The record is from RefSeq and is a predicted model, not a curated record. The coding region runs from base 80 to 946 and encodes 288 amino acids. The transcript is spliced from 3 exons. Gene Ontology annotation, biological process: positive regulation of DNA repair. NCBI's taxonomy places the organism in Eukaryota, Viridiplantae, Streptophyta, Magnoliopsida, Poales, Poaceae. Gene Ontology annotation, cellular component: BRCA1-A complex; BRISC complex.